AUCUGCGCGGCGGACGGCGCCGAGUGGCUGGAGGAGGCGACCGAGGACACCUCGGUAGAGAAGCUCAAGGAGCGCUGCCUCAAGCAGUGUGCCCAUGGGAGCCUGGAAGACCCCAAAAGUGUAACCCAGCACAAGUUAAUACACGCUGCUUCAGAGAGGGUGCUGAGCGACACCAAAACCAUCCUGGAGGAGAAUAUCCAAGACAAAGAUGUCCUGUUAUUGAUCAAAAAGCGUGCUCCAGAGCCACUCCCCAAGAUGGCUGAUGUCUCGGCAGAAGAGAAGAAAAAGCAAGAACAGAAAGCUCCAGAUAGAGAUGCUAUCUUCUGGGCGACGGCCAAUCUGCCCUCCUACAACAUGGACCGGGCUGUGGUCCAGACCAACAUGAGAGAUUUCCAGACAGAACUCCGGAAAAUACUGGUGUCACUCAUUGAGGUGGCGCAGAAGCUGUUGGCGCUGAACCCUGAUGCAGUGGAGCUGUUCAAGAAGGCAAACGCUAUGCUGGAUGAGGAUGAAGACGGGCGUGUGGACGAGGCUGCGCUACGGCAGCUCACGGAGAUGGGCUUCCCUGAGACCAGGGCCACCAAGGCACUGCGGCUGAACCACAUGUCGGUGCCUCAAGCCAUGGAGUGGCUAAUUGAGCAUGCAGAGGACCCCACCAUAGACACACCCCUUCCAGGCCAGGCCUCUCCAGGGGCCACAGAGGCUGUGUCUGAGGCUGCAGCUGGACCUAGUGCUGCUGAUGAGGAGGCCAGAGACGAGCUGACAGAAAUCUUCAAGAAGAUUCGGAGGAAAAGGGAGUUUCGGGCUGAUGCUCGGGCUGUCAUUUCCCUGAUGGAGAUGGGGUUUGACGAGAAGGAGGUGAUAGACGCCCUCAGGGUGAACAACAACCAGCAGAACGCUGCAUGCGAAUGGCUGCUGGGCGACCGGAAGCCCUCCCCCGAGGAGCUGGACAAGGGCAUUGACCCCGACAGCCCCCUGUUCCAGGCCAUCCUGGACAACCCAGUGGUGCAGCUGGGCCUGACCAACCCGAAGACAUUGCUAGCCUUUGAGGACAUGUUGGAGAACCCGCUGAACAGCACCCAGUGGAUGAACGACCCGGAAACAGGACCUGUCAUGCUGCAGAUCUCUAGAAUUUUCCAGACACUGAACCGCACGUAGAUGGUGCUGUUCUGCUCCGCUAACCCGCGACAGCAGCCCCAAGAGCAGCUGAGAGGGGCAGAAGGACCACCUUCAUCCUCUGGCCUGGGCCAGGCGUGCGCUCUGACCUUGUUGCUCAUAAACUCCAUGGCGGCGGUGUGCAAGGCUGUAUUUUUAGCCUCAACAGGUGUUUACACAGCGGUGCCUGCUGCCUGGGAGGUGGGGCCAUGGCCUCCCCCGGCUGCCCCGUGGGCUCUGGAGUCAAGCCCUGGCGUUUGCUCGUAGUGCCCACGUGUUGUGUGAACGAAGGCAUGUUGCAAUCCAGAGUGUUAAUCUCACCCUACUAAUUUAACCAGUCACUCGCGGGUGGCUUCUUUAAUAAAUAAAUCCUUUUUCCUAC
This is a messenger RNA of Carlito syrichta (Philippine tarsier), 1537 nucleotides long. RefSeq names its product UBA domain containing 1 (gene UBAC1). The record is from RefSeq and is a predicted model, not a curated record. The transcript is spliced from 10 exons. The coding region runs from base 256 to 1158 and encodes 300 amino acids. Lineage: Eukaryota; Metazoa; Chordata; Mammalia; Primates; Tarsiidae. Gene Ontology annotation, molecular function: protein binding.